AUGGAAAAACAAGGUCCGACCGGUAGUCCAACUGAUACUAGUGGUAGUCCAACUGAUACUAGUGAUAGUCCAACUGAUACUAGUGGUAGUCCAACUGAUACUAGUGGUAGUCCAACUGAUACUAGUGGUAUUCCAACUGAUGCUAAUGGUAUUCCAACUGAUACUAGUGGUACUCCAACUGAUACUAGUGGUAGUCCAACUGAUACUAGUGGUAGUCCAACUGAUACUAGUGGUAGUCCAACUGAUACUAGUGGUAUUCCAACUGAUGCUAGUGGUAUUCCAACUGAUGCUAGUGGUAGUCCAACUGAUGCCAGUGGUAGUCCAACUGAUACUAGGGGUAGUCCAACUGAUAUUAGUGGUAUUCCAACUGAUACAAGUGGUAGUCCAACUGAUACUAGUGAUAGUCCAACUGAUACUAGUGGUAGUCCAACUGAUACUAGUGGUAGUCCAACUGAUACUAGUGGUAUUCCAACUGAUGCUAAUGUGUCUAUCCCAGUUACUGAUUUGACCAAAUGGAAUAAAGUUUCCAAUGGAAUAAGACGAAAUGCCAAACGUGGGCAAUUACCCCCUCCCCAAUAA
Molecule: messenger RNA, 579 nt
Organism: Limulus polyphemus (Atlantic horseshoe crab)
Lineage: Eukaryota; Metazoa; Arthropoda; Merostomata; Xiphosura; Limulidae
Product: A-agglutinin anchorage subunit-like
Exons: 3
Coding region: 1-579 (192 amino acids)
Source: RefSeq, a predicted model, not a curated record